AUGUACCGCUUUGCAACCUCCCUUGCCUCCAAAGCUAGAAUUGCUAGGAGCAGCACUCAACAAAUUGGAAGUAGGGUGAGUUGGAGCAGGAAUUAUGCUGCCAAAGACAUUAAGUUUGGCGUGGAGGCCCGGGCUUUGAUGCUUAAGGGUGUUGAAGAGCUUGCCGAUGCUGUCAAAGUAACCAUGGGCCCUAAGGGGCGUAAUGUAGUGAUUGAGCAGAGCUUUGGUGCACCCAAAGUGACAAAAGAUGGAGUAACUGUUGCUAAGAGCAUUGAAUUCAAGGACAAAGUCAAGAAUAUCGGUGCCAGUCUUGUAAAGCAGGUUGCAAACGCUACCAAUGAUGUGGCUGGCGAUGGAACCACAUGUGCUACAAUUCUUACCCGAGCUAUAUUUACGGAAGGGUGUAAGUCAGUUGCAGCUGGAAUGAAUGCUAUGGAUCUGAGACGAGGUAUAAAUAUGGCUGUUGAUGCUGUGGUGACAAAUCUGAAAAGCAGAGCACGGAUGAUUAGCACUUCUGAAGAAAUUGCACAGGUUGGGACAAUAUCUGCCAAUGGGGAGAGGGAAAUUGGUGAGUUAAUUGCAAAAGCUAUGGAGAAAGUUGGCAAAGAGGGUGUGAUCACUAUCUCAGAUGGCAAGACAUUAUAUAACGAAUUGGAAGUUGUUGAAGGAAUGAAGCUUGACAGGGGAUACAUUUCUCCGUAUUUCAUAACAAACCAGAAGAAUCAGAAAUGUGAACUAGAGGACCCUCUCAUUAUAAUCCAUGAAAAGAAAAUCUCGAGCAUAAAUGCCAUUGUUAAAGUAUUAGAGUUGGCUUUGAAGAGACAAAGACCUUUGUUGAUUGUUGCUGAGGAUGUGGAAAGUGAUGCCCUUGCAACUCUUAUUCUAAAUAAACUUCGUGCUGGAAUCAAGGUAUGUGCAAUCAAAGCUCCAGGUUUUGGUGAAAAUCGGAAAUCUGGUCUCCAGGAUCUUGCUGUCCUUACGGGGGGUCAACUUAUCACGGAAGAGCUUGGCUUGAAUCUUGAAAAAGUGGAUUCGGAAAUGUUUGGUUCUUGCAAAAAGAUAACAAUUUCUAAAGAUGAUACUGUUAUUCUUGAUGGAGCUGGUGAUAAGAAAGCAAUUGAAGAAAGAUGCGAGCAGAUUAGAUCAGCAAUUGAAAACAGCACUUCAGAUUAUGACAAGGAAAAGUUACAAGAAAGAUUAGCCAAACUUUCUGGGGGUGUUGCAGUGCUUAAGAUUGGAGGAGCUAGUGAGGCCGAAGUUGGAGAGAAGAAGGAUAGGGUGACAGAUGCCUUAAAUGCAACCAAGGCUGCUGUAGAGGAGGGAAUAGUACCAGGUGGUGGUGUCGCCCUUCUUUAUGCAUCAAAGGAGUUGGAUAAGCUUCAAACUGCCAAUUUUGAUCAGAAGAUAGGUGUCCAGAUUAUCCAAAAUGCUUUGAAGACUUCUGUGCACACAAUUGCUUCGAAUGCAGGAGUUGAAGGUGCUGUUGUUGUUGGCAAACUGUUGGAACAGGAUAAUUAUGAUCUUGGGUAUGAUGCAGCUAAAGGUGAAUACGUUGAUAUGGUUAAAAGUGGAAUCAUUGAUCCAUUGAAGGUGAUCAGGACCGCCUUGGUUGAUGCAGCCAGUGUGUCAUCUUUAAUGACGACAACUGAAGCUGUUGUGUCUGAACUUCCAAAGGAUGAUAAAGAUGUUCCUGCCAUGGGUGGUGGCGGCAUGGGUGGCAUGGAUUAUUAAGGAACUAUUUUGGUAGUUUUUUUCUGGACUGGAGUGAAGUUGUGCGUCGCCAUUAUUUUGCCUUUUUUUUUUUUCCGUUGAUAUGUUGACAAAAGGCAUCAUGUAUCCGUGUAAGCAUAGGUAGAGAUAAAAAAAAAUAUGUAGGGAGAUAUGGUGGUUGCAAUGGAAUUGAGGAACACCUGAAACAUUUUUCAGAUUCCAAAUUAUGAUUGAACAUUGUUCCACUCUGAAAUUGUCAAUUGAAAGACGGCCCCGAAAUAAUUUCAGUAGAUUGAACUUCGUA
Molecule: messenger RNA, 2014 nt
Organism: Vigna radiata var. radiata (mung bean)
Lineage: Eukaryota; Viridiplantae; Streptophyta; Magnoliopsida; Fabales; Fabaceae
Product: chaperonin CPN60-2, mitochondrial
Exons: 18
Coding region: 1-1731 (576 amino acids)
Biological process (GO): protein refolding
Cellular component (GO): mitochondrion; cytosol
Molecular function (GO): ATP-dependent protein folding chaperone; ATP binding
Source: RefSeq, a predicted model, not a curated record